GACAAAUGCCACAUUAAAUGAGUACCUCCACUUGUAUACCCAUCGCAUGUUUUCUAGAACAAGUUCAAUCAAGUUCAAAUUUUAUAAUAAUUAAGAAACGUUUUACAACUAUUACUAACUCUAGUACAUUCCAUCCUGUCGCUAUUAAAGCAUACACUUUAUAAAUUUUGAAUUUUUUAGGUAACUUAAUCUAUUAUUAAGCACGGUAACAGAUACGGCAGAGCGUUAAACAACAAUUGCAAUUAACCAAUUGUAAAACAAUAAAACUUAUUUAACUAUGAUCGAUCCAAGUUCAAGUGAAGAAGAAGGCGAUGAUGAUCCAGUUGCUGCUGUACCCCAAAAAGUGCGAUCAGUUGUGGUGGCAUCUUCCACAUCCGCAUCCAGACCGAACGUUAAUCUUGCAGCUGCUACUGCCGAUACAAGCCUUUCCAACUCUAAGCAUAAUGGCGAACAUUAUCAGCUUGCUUCAAAUAGAUCACAUGGAGGAGCAUCUGGUGGUUCUUCGAAUGUUUUUGAUAAUUCUAGUGCAGCGGGAUUUGGGAACGAAAAGUUAGAGCACGGAGCCCAUUUGAUGACUGGUAGUGAUAUAUCUGGAAAUUUAGAAGUACCAAGCAGUGCUAUACCUAGCGGUAUAUCACAAGAGACAUCUAACCAAAGUGUUGGCUCAUCACGCGCAAAUUCUCUACCUCAACCGAUAUCGCCUUCACCAUCGGUUGUGAGCGAUAAAAAUAAUGAAGAUGUACACGAAAAACAUGAACGAGAAGAAGCGGAUCGUAAACGGCGCAUACAGCUUUAUGUGUUUGUUUCACGUUGUAUAGCGUAUCCAUUUAACGCGAAGCAGCCGACGGACAUGACAAAGCGGCAGCCUAAAAUUGCCAAGCAACAACUAGACAUGAUAACUCAGCGAUUCCAAGCUUUUCUUAAAGGCGAAACACAAAUUAUGGCAGAUGAAGCUUUUCAAAACGCUGUACAAAGCUAUCAUGAUGUGUUUUUGAAAUCCGAUAGGGUUCAAAAAAUGGUACAUUCUGGGGCGUGCUCACAACAUGAUUUUCGUGAAGUUUUUCGCAAUAAUAUCGAGAAGCGAGUGAG
Messenger RNA from Ceratitis capitata (Mediterranean fruit fly), 1089 nucleotides. RefSeq names its product calcium-dependent secretion activator-like. The record is from RefSeq and is a predicted model, not a curated record. The annotation marks the transcript as partial. Lineage: Eukaryota; Metazoa; Arthropoda; Insecta; Diptera; Tephritidae. The transcript is spliced from 4 exons. Gene Ontology annotation, biological process: dense core granule exocytosis; synaptic vesicle exocytosis.